GAUUUUAUAAUAAAAAGGACACAAAGUUCGCCCUCCUCGAGGACUUCCUUUGCCGCAUCCUUCCCCAUUCUCCUUUCCCCAUAUCCCGUUCACAUUAGACAAACCUGCCAUGCACGCCAAGUUUGCUGCCAUCACUGCCCUUGUGACGCUUCUUGGAGCUAAUGCUCAAAAGCCUCCAUCCUUCCCUCCUCAGGUGCCAGCCGCCUAUCCACCAUACGACGAUACCAAGGUCAUCUCUGAAGAAUUCAUCAAAGCUCCUCUCGUCCAGGAAGCUAUUGCCUACGUCAAGGCUGUCGUCCCCGCUGACGUUCUCGCCAUCAAGCCCUCGACUUACCAACCAAACACUCCCGAAGCGCCAAAGUACAAUGAUGACCCCGUAAAGCGUGCCUACUGGCCCGCAACGCUAGCUACCCGCCCCGGAGAUGUCGUUGCUUGCCCUGGUGACAACCAGUGGGGUCUUACCUACGAUGAUGGACCAACCACUAAAGAAAACUCUCCUGGUGGCAUGGUCUCCAAGGAUGUCCGUGACGCCCUCAAGGCUGCCAACCUAAAGGCCACAUUCUUCCUCAAGGGUGCGCCAACAAAGGGUUUGCCUGAGGAGGUCAAGGCCACCAUUGCCGAUGGUCACGAGGUUGCGAUCCACACCUGGACUCACCACCCUCUGACGUCUCUCACCAACGAACAAAUUGUUGCCGAGUUAAAGUACACGGAAGCCGCUAUUUUCGAAGCCGUUGGCAAGGUCCCUGCUUUCUACCGCCCUCCUUACGGUGAUGUGGAUGACCGUGUACGGGCUAUCGCCACCGCUCUUGGAUACCAGAACAUUAUGUGGACUCGGGAGCCUGACCGUGACACUCACGACGCUGCCGGUCCCACUGGAGCGGCCGUCCGCGACAAGAUCGUCAAGAGUGUCAAAGACUCUUGGUUCAAACCCCAGAAAGGUUUCAUCUCCCUUGAGCACGACGUCAAUGCCUUUGUGUCAGAAGUUGGUGUUACGAUUCUCAAGGAGAUCAAGGCUGCCGGUGCCAACCUUCAAGUCAAGCCUCAGCCUAUCGGCCAAUGUUUGAACGCUGCUCCUUACAGGUCAGGCCCUGUUGGUGCAAACCAAAACCCACCCACCGGUAACACCGUCCCUGUUCCCGGCGGUACCGUCACAACCCCUGCUGGUGACAACAACAAAACCGCAACGCCAUCUACCACUGGAACUCCCGCCGGCAAUCCCGGCAAGUCUGCCCCCGGCUCAGUGGCCACCGAAUCCCCAUGCGACGAUGAGAAAAUCCCCAUCCGUGCCACCAGCACCGUCUAUGUGGAACCCACGGGCACCCCCAGCAACAGCGGUGGCAAGAAGGAUGACAAGAAGCCUUCGACAACUGGCUCUCCCGUCUUCAGCAGUGCAAAGUCUGUCAGUGUUGGCCUUGCAACCGUUGUUGCCGGUGUGUUGGCAUCUGUCGCCUUGUUUUAGAUAAACGUUGUUCGUAGAGCGUUUUUACCUAGAUGCUGGUUCAUCAAACAAAAUGUGUGGUAGAUACUAUGAACCUUUGGUGGUGGUAGUUGAGAACUGGAUAAAUAGUGGUGGUGUCGUUUGAAUUCUAUGUGUGAAAGGAAAACUCGAAUAUUUUUUGUUUAUAACGAAAUAGAAAUUAGAAUUGGGGUAGAGUAUGUUGAAUCUUGAACUUUCUUGUUUUUUUGCGAUACUUUUUUAUUGGAGCGACAUAUCUGCAUGGUUGUCGUGGCUGUCAUUCGCCAAAAGCUAUCUUUCCGC
Messenger RNA from Spizellomyces punctatus DAOM BR117, 1759 nucleotides. RefSeq lists its product as uncharacterized. Lineage: Eukaryota; Fungi; Chytridiomycota; Chytridiomycetes; Spizellomycetales; Spizellomycetaceae. Bases 110 to 1459 code for a protein of 449 amino acids. Gene Ontology annotation, cellular component: membrane. Gene Ontology annotation, molecular function: chitin deacetylase activity. The transcript is spliced from 4 exons. Gene Ontology annotation, biological process: carbohydrate metabolic process. The record is from RefSeq and is a predicted model, not a curated record.